AUGUCAAAGCAGAACAUAAGAGAUAAUGCAAUGAGAUUUAAGAGAGAAAUAAAUAUCAAUAUCGAAGCAACCCAAGACAACAUUAAUGGUAGCGACAGUACAAGUACAAGUAAUGCCGAAUGGACCAACGAAAUGAAAAUUAAUUUAUUAAGGAUUGAAGAACAGGAAAGAAGUAGAAGAAGAGGGUUCAUGAAGAGAAUGAAAGAAGCAUUGGAUUCGAUCUAUGAAGACAAGCCAAUGAGGGCACAGUGUCUGACGGAUAAUGCAGCAAGAUUCCGGAAAGAUAAAGCGGUAGCAAACUUGAUUGGAGUACGAGAUAGGGGAGAACUGGAACCAGACCAAGUUGAACAAACCGGAAGCAACAGUGAAAAUUCACAAAGCGGAGACUGGGAUGCGGAAAAUGAGGAAGAUCGGGAGAAUGUGGAAGUACUGGUGAACAACGGACAAAGAGAUCAUGAGAACAAGCAAGAAGAUGCAGAGGAAAGGGAAGGAGUAGAGGAAAACGAGGAUGAGAGAGAAAUGCAAAUAAGAUUCAUGGAGAACUUGAAUAAGCUAAGCCCAACGACUAAUCAAAAUAUUGAGGAACGAGAUCGACUUAUUAAGAUAAAAGUGAACAUUAGUGAAACAGAGCUAGCAAACGCAAAUUCUUGA
This is a messenger RNA of Paramuricea clavata, 651 nucleotides long. Lineage: Eukaryota; Metazoa; Cnidaria; Anthozoa; Malacalcyonacea; Plexauridae. The record is from the annotation of a GenBank genome assembly.